ACCUGUACUCCUCAGUCAGCUGUCACCUGUCUUCUAGGCCAGUCGGCAGUAUGAGAGUAGCGCCAUUCUGGCACUGGCGCUGGAUACGAUUACGUCUCCUUAUAGGAUGUCUGUACCCAGUAUGUCCAUGAUGCACCUAGCAGAGUCCAUAAACUUCAGUGGGAGGAAGGUGCUAGCAGCGUCCUGCUCGGUCCCGUUUCCGUUACUCUCCUCCUCCCUCCUCCCGGACGCUCUUCUCCCUCACCUGGGCUCGGCUCCCUGGCACUCUGUAUCGGCAUGCGCGGAUGACGGCACCAUCUUCUCCCAGUCUGUGGUGCUGAGAGGAAUACCCAAGGAGCGCCAGAGCUGCCGCCUUCUUCCUGGGACGCGGGAGCGGUCGUCUCUUCACGCCUGCGGGAGCGGGGAUGAAGUCCUGCAGCGGUACCUGAGCGCUCUAUACCCCAGGACUGUCAGCUUCUCCCAUCUGCUGCAGACGCCCUCCAGCCUGGGACCCACAUUCCCCCAGUUCUUCUCCCCGUAUGUGACCAAAGACGGCUUCUCCGGGGAAGAGCCCCGGCCCCUGGCAGCAGUUGUAGAUGGCGUCCCGGUAAUGGCGGCUCUCCAGGCGUCCAGCGCCCUGCACCAGAGUCUCCGCAGCCUGUGUGACCAGGUGACGCAGCAGGACAUCAGGCGCUGGGUGAAUGUGGAGGCCUCGGGCGUGGAAGAAGAGGACUUUAAGGAGAGUGUUAGUGAGCUGCGCAGACUGGCUGACUGCUACAGGACACGUAAUGAUGAGACAGAUGACGACAGCGACUGACCGGACGCCGCACGGAGACACAGAGAUCCGCCUCUUACUUACAGCAUUUCUGCCCAGUUUAAUGUCACAAAACAAACAACGUAAAACAAUCUGUACAAGUGCAAUUGCCCCCCGGGCCUACUCCGCCUCUCCAACGCCAGACUCCUCCUCAUCUUCCGAGCUGGUGACGCCUCCCGUCUGGAACAGGUUUAUCAGCUCCCUGAAUCGCUGCGACACCUGGGGGGUAAAGAAGUAUAGGUGUAAUACCGGUCGCCAAACUGCACCGCGGCCGGAGGUUCCGGUAUCAGCCAUGACUGUAUAUAGACCUGUGUAAUAAAGCCCAUGCCUGUGUGUGUGUGUGUAUGUGUAUAUAUAUAUAUAUAUAAUAUAUAUACACACACACACCCCUGUGUAAUAAAGGCCACCUUUCUGCCA
Messenger RNA from Pseudophryne corroboree (corroboree frog), 1210 nucleotides. RefSeq names its product misato mitochondrial distribution and morphology regulator 1 (gene MSTO1). The transcript is spliced from 5 exons. Gene Ontology annotation, cellular component: cytoplasm; mitochondrion. Lineage: Eukaryota; Metazoa; Chordata; Amphibia; Anura; Myobatrachidae. Bases 107 to 796 code for a protein of 229 amino acids. Gene Ontology annotation, biological process: mitochondrion organization. The record is from RefSeq and is a predicted model, not a curated record.